UGGGGCGCACGAAUUGUCGCAGUGUUCUUCGAAAAAUCCGAAGACGAAAAAACAAUUAAAAAGAGAGAGAAUCGAUCAGCUGACGUGAAUCAUCAGAAUGACAUGAUUGCAGUCGUCAUUCAACGCAAGAGUGUCUGAUCCCAGUGUCGCUGUGUUUUUUAUUCCCUUUGCCAAUUUUUUGACAUACGCGGCCACUCGACAGAUCAAAAUGGCGUGAGUGACCGAAAAAUAAUAAUAAAAAUCAAGUGCCCUCCCCUCAAUCUCCCCUACUACCCCACCGCACAUCCGCACGACAGUACCUUCCCGCCCAAAUUGUUGAUCCAGUGAUUUUUGAGGUUAGGUGACCAGCCAGUGCAAAAUUUUUCAACCUUGAACCGCAAUUUAUCAACGUAUACACCUGAAUUAUGUGACAUUGGUGUUCGGCGAAUUGUCAGUCAGAGGAAUAAUUUUAAUAAAAUUAUGUGGACGUAAUGCCCGCAGGCGGUAACAGUCGUUUCCGUGGUUACCCAGCGCGGAUGUCCGAGCGACAACAGCUUGCACUUCUGCUGCAGAUGACAUCCCAGGAAAUUGUACCCUCAGGUGGAACUCGUCCAGAUAAUCUAGCAAAUCAAUCGAGCUCUCGAUCAUCGUCCCUGAGUCAUCACCGGGGUUCGAAGAGCCGAUGGUCUACUAAAAAUGGCGAAUCCCCGACUUAUCGCAAGGAUGAGUACCGAGGACGAUCGAUGAUCUUCAGUGGAUACGACCAAAUCGAUAAGGACCCUAAUGAAGGCACUGGGGAUAAUCCCACGGAGACGUCUCCUGACAGGCCAGAGUCACCGUCAUCCGACACCGGCACCAGUGCACCUCCCGUACAGGACCAGCAAGAUCUCCAGAAUUACCAACAUAGUAAAGUUUAUCAGUAUCAACGGCCGACCGGAAGUACCACCGUCGGCACACACCAGGACGCUGAGGACAGUGGAGACCUCUGUGAAAUGCGUAGAACACCCCCGCAGAAUAAAGUGGACAGAUCGGGAAGCGGAACCGGAAGUUCACCUCGAGUGACCCUGCGUCUGAAUCAGGUCCGUGGAGCGAGGGAUGAUAAGAAAUCAGGCAGUGGCUCAAGACAGAGCAUGAGUGGUACGAAUCAGGUACAGAUGGAUACAGCCAAGUCGACACCCUCGACGGUUCCAGGAUCGUCAACAACUACGACGACGACCAGUGGCUCAUCGACCCCAUCUAAUGCAGCACCAGGUGCUGGUGCACCAGCAAUCGACAACAGCGAUGUUUACGAGUUCAAGAGCUCGAAGGAGGCGACACCAGUGAGAGGCUCGAGCUCAUCGCCAAAUCCCCCAGACAAAGAGAAAGAGAUCUCGAAGACGAGUCAGACGACUGAGGCACAGACGACCUCCAGUGAGAGCACACCAGCCGCAUCUGGAGGUACUGGCGCUGGUGAUAAUUCAGGUGGUGCAUCUCCCACGGCUAAACGAUCUUACGAGGGUAAUGAGGACGAGCAGGACGAGGAGAACAAGAGGAAGAAGAGGAAAGAGUCAGAGGGUAGUAAAGAUGCCAAAGGACCUGCUGCUGGGAGGGCCAGCACUGGCCGAACUGCUGGAGGCAACGACAAGUCAGACAAGGUCGCCUCAGUCGUAACUGCAUCAUCUAUUGUUGAACAGUGCCCAAAGACCGGUAAACAGAGUGGUGGCCCCUCGGGGAAGCCCCAGCAGUCGUCAUCGACGGCAUCGGAUCGUAAGAGUCCGAGUUCAGUGUCAGCGAGCAGUCCAAAGCCCCAGGGCACCCCAGCUCCUGAAUCCGAUAGCGAGGAGGACCGCCCCAAGAGUUCUGACUCGUCAUCGGCCCCGAAAGUUCCACCCCUGAAGAUCGUUAUACCCCAGACAACGGAGCAAGAGCAAAUAAGAAAUGGAAAGAAUCAACCGAGGGGUCACCAAUUGCCAUACGUUGUGGCGAGCUCCAACUCCAAUGAUUCAAUCGACAAAGACCAGACGCAGUCGACAUCUGGAACGACAAGCCCCACCGAGUCCAAACCAGAGGAGAAGAAGGAUUUCUCAGGUGUCAUUCACAACGAGGAGAGAUCCACUCACCACCAGAGAGUCCUCAGGAGCUCCCACAGGGGCAACGGCUCCAAUGGCUCCUCCAAGGACUCGAAUCAAUCAGCGAAUGGCAGUUAUUCAAAUUCAUCGCCACUUCCAGCAGCUGAUAGAUCUAAUAACUCAUCGCCACAGCCACCAGCCACUGAAGGGCCCUCGGAGCCAGCAAAAGCCACCUCGGGGGAGCCAGUCGCCUCGAAUACCCCGAAAGCCACUGAGAAGUCAGAGAAGAGCGAGGGGAAUACCAAGAAGGAGAGUGACAACUCUGAGAACUCAUCCUCGUCUUCCAGUGCAAAUCCAACGGUUUCUACUGCUCCACCGGUGGAGCUUCACCCCAGGAAACGCAAAAUGAAACCCAAGGAGGCGCAGGUUGUGGCGCAGGCUAGUGAAGCCAGUGAAGCCAAGAGCACUGGCACUGAAGUUCAUCCUCACGAUCAGCCAAUUACCAAUUGUUAUCAGCUGUUUUUGAAUAUCAGGAAGCAGAUAGAGAGGAGGAGAAAGGGACUAUUUCCUGUUCAACCAAAGCCACCGCAGGGCUUCAAGGAUUAUCUUAUGAACAGGUGCACUUAUGUGCUGGCUGGAAAUGCCAAUAAGGAGCCCAAUGUCAAUCCUCCGGGGAGUCUUCAGGGGAGCAUGAAGGAUUUGUACGUUGAGCAGGAGAAGGAGAGGUACAGGCUCAGGAUGCAGCACGUCGUGGAGAAGGAGAAACUCGUGCUGUCUGUCGAGCAGGAAAUCCUCAGGGUGCAUGGAAGGGCUGCCAGGGCACUUGCCAAUCAAAUUUUACCCUUUUCCGUUUGCACAAUUUUGAAGGACGAGGAGGUUUACAAUGUCAUUACACCUGAGCAGGAGGAGAAGGACAGGUAUCAGAGGAGCAGGUACAAUGGGAGAUUGUUCUUGAGUUGGCUCCAGGAUGUCGAUGACAAGUGGGAGAAAAUCAAGGAGGCUAUGCUACUCAGGCAUCAUAAUGAGGCCGAGUCUCUUCAUGCUGUUCAGAGAAUGGACUGGGAGUGGAAGCUCAAGGAGGUGGGACUGUGUGAGUUCAAGGCAACACCGCAGAUUGAUGAUCUUCAUGUACCCAUUGUUCAUGUGUCUGAUGACUUUGAUUUACUACCUGCAUAAAUUUAUCUUCUUGGAUUCAGGUGAAGUGGAAAAAUGUGGAGAGUUGGUUUUAAUAGUUUCAUUUUCAUGGACUUCUUUCUGCU
Fopius arisanus is the source of this 3286-nucleotide messenger RNA. RefSeq names its product dentin sialophosphoprotein. Bases 471 to 3203 code for a protein of 910 amino acids. The transcript is spliced from 5 exons. Gene Ontology annotation, cellular component: nucleoplasm. The record is from RefSeq and is a predicted model, not a curated record. NCBI's taxonomy places the organism in Eukaryota, Metazoa, Arthropoda, Insecta, Hymenoptera, Braconidae.